AGUAAUGUUUAUCGAAUAUGUUUACACUGCGAAGGCCUACGGAAGAACAUGUUCCAAAAUUGAGUUGAGCUGGUUACAGGAAGUGGCUCCGCACUUACUUGGAGGAUACAAAGUGAAUAUCAACGACUAGGGUCACAAAAUUUAGAAUUGGAAUAAUCCAGAAUGCAUGAGUUUAAAUUCAAUUUAUACAAAUAAAUAUUUAUAGGUUAUAAUUUAACUACAUUGUCCCAGCUUAGUUUGGGUUUUCGCGCGAACGAAACACCUAAUCUAUUCGUCUUAGCCUCAUCUCAGGACAGCAUCUCCGAGAAUUUAACAUCGCGAUGGAAAUAGAAAAGCCAUUACCUCCUAUAUGGGCCUUGCGAGAUUUUACCAGUGCUGAACAUGAACUGAAAAUAGCCAACAAUAAACAUGUGGCUAGGUACGGAUAUAUCCUCUUAGCACUAACAUGGACGUUAUUUAUUGUCACGGUUAACACACUCUUCAAGUGCUGGCUUUGGGUCAUUCAUCCGCUCAAAUUACAUGAAGAAACAUUGGAGCUCUAUGUUUCAAUCAAACGAUGGUGUGAACGAAUAGACUACGUGGUCACAAGUCUUUGGUGUGUAUACGUGAUUGCGUGGUGGUGGGCUCUAUUUUCAUGGGUAGGAAUCAAGCUUUUCCGCCACUCAAAAGGAAUACAGAUAUGAUAUCAGCUAUUGAU
Messenger RNA from Metschnikowia bicuspidata var. bicuspidata NRRL YB-4993, 697 nucleotides. RefSeq lists its product as uncharacterized. The transcript has a single exon. Bases 321 to 683 code for a protein of 120 amino acids. Lineage: Eukaryota; Fungi; Ascomycota; Pichiomycetes; Serinales; Metschnikowiaceae. The record is from RefSeq and is a predicted model, not a curated record.